Chaetomium strumarium is the source of this 4466-nucleotide messenger RNA. RefSeq lists its product as uncharacterized. The transcript has 2 exons. Gene Ontology annotation, molecular function: protein binding. Gene Ontology annotation, cellular component: cytoplasm; mitotic actomyosin contractile ring. NCBI's taxonomy places the organism in Eukaryota, Fungi, Ascomycota, Sordariomycetes, Sordariales, Chaetomiaceae. The record is from RefSeq and is a predicted model, not a curated record. Gene Ontology annotation, biological process: mitotic division septum assembly. The coding region runs from base 474 to 4328 and encodes 1284 amino acids.
GUUGCCCCUAGCAACUGUUGUCUCCGGGAAGAAGCUUGGACCUGCGCAGCAUCACCGAUCAGCUGGUCCGCCUCACUUCGGAGCGUGGCCGUGACCAGUUCGUAAAAUGCCCGCCAGCUGCUAACGUCAGGCAAUUGCUUCGUUUUGCAAUCCUGCUUCCACUCCGCGAACUGUGGGGGAAUUAGGUCACCCCAUUCAACUGCGGCGACACUACAUACCGACCAUAUCAGGGUUUAUUAGCGUCCCUCACCACGAUUUACCAGACACCCCGUCGCAUAUCAGACGAAGCUUGGAUGGCUCCUUGUUUUCCAACUCCACAAUUGCUUCCCGAGCGAUUUUUAUUGAGCCUGGUGCCGUCAUAGGAACCUAGCCAGCUUUGUCUUGAUCCGACUGCGUGCGCCUCGUGAGUUUGCAUCGAAGCAAUCUGGAACCGAAACAAAGAGGAAGGGCGCGGAUUGGCAGAAACACAAACAAUGGUUCCGGCACCACCAGCGCUGCCAAAGCGCUUCCCGUGCUGGGUCCGAGCAGUAUACUCGUGGGGAGGCGAGUCUAAACGCGAUCUCGGGUUCAUCGAAGGUGAUCUCAUCGAGUGUCUUAACGCAGGCGACGGCUCGUGGUGGACCGGCAGACUGUUCCGUGACAGGAGAGCAGUUGGGUUAUUUCCCUCUAACUUCGUCGAGGUUUUGCCAGAGACCUUCCGUCCCACGACAAGAUCAGUCAGCCCCCUACCGAACAGCAACACACCCAGCCCCAAGGGCACUCCCCAGAAGUCCAGGACCUUCCGCAAGCCAUUCGAGGCCUACGCCAAAGCGCCGCACUACACGACAGCCAAGACACCGGAGACAUACAAGGAUGGAGCGGUGCGACCGCGCGAGACAGCCGAGGCAAAUCCAAGAAAGACUGCUCGGUCUCGCGAGGUUUCAGCCAAUUCCUUCGACGACGUGAACGUGAAUGCGGGUGCGAACGCCAGCGUUGGACGAGAUCCUUCCCCUUCCCCUUCCCCUUCCCCUUCCCGACCCCCGAGUUUCAUCGCACGAGAUCCUUCUCCUUCCCGAGCACAGAACUUCAUCAGCCAAGAGCACUCCCCUUCUCGAGAACCGAGUCUCCUGGGGCGAGAGCCAUCUCCUUCGGCGCGCAGCAAUAUCAGCCGGGACCCAUCCCCUUCGCGAGCUCCUAGUUUCGGCUCCAGGGGACCAUCGCCCGCGCCCUCAUACAUACCAUACCGGCCGCCGCAGUCUCGCCAACAUGCAUACCACCUGAGUUUAGACAACAGGCCAGAUCCCUACCGACCGCCAGCCUCACAAGGGGGUGAUUCCCCUCCUCCGCCGCCUCCUCCGCCCCAUCGCUCGAGGCUGUCCAGACAUGUGCCACAUGCGUCAUACGACGAGGGAUACUUUGGGGCCUUGUCGUCAUCGAGGGAGCCGUCGGCGUUGUCGAGAGAGCACUCCAAUGCAUCGUAUGGCUACGAGCCGCGGCAACACUUCAACGCAUCAUACGAGCCCGCUGCCUCAGGAUAUCAUACCCCCAGGGAGCCGUCGCCAUGCCCUCCCUCACCCGGCGGGUUGACCCCGUCUCCUCUGAGGGAGGCGAUGGAUGAUGUGAUGGAGCAGCUUGAUGCACUGGGCUCCGGCAGAGAGGUCGACAGAGAAGCCGAGUCUCCUGAGCGGGAGUUGGAUCCUUGGUCUCCGGAGUCGUUCGAUAUGGUGCACUACCGCUCAAAAAAGAAGGAAGAUCAGAAACUCAGACCCCAGACAUCUGCGGGUAUUCUGCACCAUCUAGAUGAAGGAUAUGAGACAUACAGCGGGAGUGCGGGAUCAUCACAGGAGCCCGCCCGCCACAACAGUUACACAGAGCAUCCACCCCCUAAACUUAGCAACUACGUCGAACGGAUGGAGUCGAGGCUAAGAAGCAUGCAGCAGCAAAGCUCAACUGUAGCCGACGUGGAUGACGAAGCUCCCCCUGUGCCUCCAAAGGGCAAACAUAUGUUCGACAGACCCAAGUCCUCAAUGGACAUGCAUGGAGAGCCGGACCAGACACUGCGCCACAAAAAGUCUGCAUACGAGAUCGGCCGUCAGGUUCUCAAUAGGACAUUCACUACCAAGACCAAUUCGACAAACAGCUCGUCAGCGACGCAGAGCACCGAUCGUAGCUUGAUGAGCGGUGUGUCAGCGGGAGGCAUCAGCGCCACGAGCGCCGGUAGCCUGGCAAGAAAGACGCGGAGUAGGGCUCAUAGCGCACUUGCCAUGCGGGAUCUCGAUUCGGAUCGUCCCGAAACACCAUUUACCGGCGUCACGUAUCACAGCAGCCACGCGUCCGAUGCGCCGCGAUCCAAGUCCCAGGUGGGCUUUCACGAGGACGCCAUGCCGCCAGUGGGAGGGCUCGUCCAACCGAAGCCGAAAAGGCAGAAUUUCAUCAAGCGCAUCCUCGAGUCAGCCAAGACUGGUGUCGCCAACACGAGGGGCAGUAUCGCCACCUCCAGCUCCAGCUCUGCUCAGCUGCCUGCUUCAGGUCGAUCGACGCCCGGUCUUCGUUCUCUAGCAAGCUCCCCAUUUAGCAGAUCCGGGCGGGAGCAUGGGAGGGACACGGGCCUUGGAGGCGGUGUGGACUGGGUCCAGGUCCGGCGGGAUGUUAAUCGGUCCAACUCGCUCAGCCAGAAUGAGCUCUUGGAGCGGAAGGAGAGGUGUCAGAUGCUGGAUUAUCCAGCAUUGGACCCCGUGGACGAGCUGUAUAACAGCAUUGAUGGGGACGAGGGCGCUGAUGGGAUGCCGGUGGCCGAGCCGAUAAACUACAACGCGAUCAACCUGAGUCAGGUAGACAAGAACUCGCGCUUCUUGACAAACCUUCCGCCGACCACCACGCCGAUCACGUUGGCAACCACGUAUGUCUGCCGGCCAUACCGCAGUGACGUCCAGCGCCUCCGGUCUAUUUUCACAUGGGUGUCUGAGAAGAUCUGCUGGGAGGAGGACUUUGACGGGCCGAUCGACACACGGCGGGUUAUCCAGACGAAGCGGGCAUGCGCCGAGGAAUACGCAACGCUGGUGCUGGAGAUGUGCGCUGCAGUUGGGCUGGCCUGCGAGAUCGUCCGUGGCUAUCUCAAAUCGCCGGGCGAGAUCCCGGACGUCAACAUGAUGCCCCGAUCGAACCACUGGUGGAAUGCCGUGCUGGUUGAUGACGAGUGGCGGAUGAUGGACUGCUGCCUCGCCAGCCCGUCGAACCCACGGAGAGUCAUGUAUUCGAGCCACAACAGCUCGUCCGCCGAUCCGUGGUGGUUCCUGGCACGUCCCACCGAGAUUUGCUGGACGCAUAUUCCUGAGCACCACGAGCAGCAGCACAUCUGCCCGCCGGUGGCGCCUGAGAUCCUCCUAAACCUCCCUUGCGCCUGCCCGCCGUACUUCAAGAGCGGGUUGCAGAUGGUCGACUACAACACGUCGCUAACCCGGAUCGAGGACCUCGAGAUGGUGCACGUCAAGGUCAGUGUCCCCGCCGACGUCGAGGUGGCGGCCGAGGUCGAGGUCCGUAGCUAUGCGCGCGACGCGGAUGGUGACUUCUUCGAGUCGGGCGAGACGGUGAAGAAGCGUGCGCUUGCGCAGGCAGAGUGGUUCGGUGGCGUCAAGCGGUACACGGUCAAGGCGCUCCUCCCUGGCGACGAAGGCACCGGUGUACUGAAGGUCUACGCCGGCAAGCGGGGCCUGAUGCACAGCAUCAAGGACAUUCCACACCCACUUGCAUUCGCGCUGCCCAUCAUCCACACGGGCGAGAACCCUCCGUACGAAUUCGUCAUGCGCCACCCCACGCCGCACGCCCAGCGGCACGACAUCUACGUCGUCCAGCCGCAGUGCCAGCGCCUCGCGCUCAACAACACGUUUGUCUUCGCCAUCCGCCAGCAUCCCAGCUCUCUGGGCACCUCGGCCAUGACGCCGUCAACGAACCCGGGCAACGCCAGCCCGAUCCCCUUUGUCCGGCCCGGCAGUGCCUUGAGCAUGACCAGCUCCAGCGCGGCCGGGUCCAACCCGAGCACCGCGGCAUCGGCGGCGAGCGGCGGGAGCAACUCCAAGAAGCCGGCCAAGCUGGCGAUCCAGACCCCGGGUGGCAAGAUCCUACGGCUGAUGCGCAAGGAGGAGAGGCGCGGCUUCGGAGGCGUUCUGGGCGGCGGACGGGGUCCGCAAUCGCCGGCAGCUGGGCCGCUGUUCGGCGAGGAAGAGGCCGGCGAUGGCGGGGUGUGGGAAACUAUCAUCAAGUGCUCGGAGCGGGGCGUCUGGCGCGGGCUGGUGCUUGCCGACCGGACGGCGAGGUGGUGCGUUUUUGCGGAGUGGAUUUGCGAGGGUUGAGAUCCUUGGACUUGACUUGAUCUUUUGAUAAAAAAGAUCGGAAUCUGUGUUGGAUCAAUUACUUUCUGUGUGAUGGAUAUGGCCGGACCUUUCCCCUCAGUUGGUCAGAGAAGACUCCGGCGUCAUGUAUGGGGCAUC